CCGGGUGUCAUGGAGGCCGCGAUGGUGACCCGGGCGGCCGCCCGGCGGCGAGAGCGGCAGCGGGCGAUCGCGGAGGCGGGGACGCGGGAGGAGUCGGGGCGGCGGCCGAGGUGGCGGCGGCGGCCGGGGAAGAGAAUGAGGGAGGAAGAAGCAGCCGUCUUUCGAGAAGUGGUCAGUUUUAGCCCGGCUCCUUUGCCAGUUAGAUAUUAUGACAAGGACACCACCACACCUACCAGCUUUUACUUGUCUUCGCUGGAGGAGCUCUUGGCGUGGGCGCCGAAUAUGGACGACGGCUUCAACGUUGCCCUGGAGCCCUUGGAGCACCGCCAGCCCCCUCUGAGCAGCCAGAGGCCCCGAACCUUGCUGUGCCAUGACAUGAUGGGCGGGUACCUGGAUGACAGGUUUAUUCAGGGCACCGCGGUGCAGAACCCCUAUUCCUUCUACCACUGGCAGUACAUCGACAUCUUUGUGUACUUCAGCCACCACACGGUCACCAUCCCCCCGGUAGGCUGGACCAAUGCUGCCCACAGGCAUGGGGUCUGCGUGCUGGGGACUUUCAUCACGGAGUGGAGUGAAGGGGGGAGGCUCUGUGAAGCCUUCCUGGCUGGGGACGAGCGUUCGUACCAGGCGGUGGCCGAUCGGCUCGUCCAGGUCGCCCAGUUUUUUCGUUUCGAUGGCUGGCUGAUCAACAUCGAGAACUCGCUGAGUCUGGCUGCCGUGGGGAACACGCCUCCUUUCCUCCGGUACCUGACCACGCAGCUGCAUCAGCAGGUCCCAGGGGGCCUGGUGCUCUGGUACGACAGCGUGGUGCAGAGUGGGCAGCUCAAGUGGCAAGAUGAGCUCAACGAGCAGAACAGGGUCUUCUUCGAUUCCUGCGACGGCUUUUUCACCAACUAUAACUGGCGGGAGGAGCACCUGGAGCGGAUGCUGCGGCAGGCCGGCGAGCGCCUGGCCGACGUGUACGUGGGCGUGGACGUGUUUGCUCGCGGGAACGUGGUCGGAGGCCGGUUCGACACGGACAAGUCGCUGGAGCUGAUCCGAAAGCACGGGUUCUCGGCAGCUCUGUUUGCUCCCGGCUGGGUGUAUGAGUGUUUGGAGAAGAGGGAUUUCUUCCAGAACCAGGACAAGUUCUGGAGUCUGCUGGAACGCCACCUGCCCACACACAGCAUCUGCUCCUUGCCCUUUGUCACGUCUUUCUGCCUGGGCAUGGGGACACGGAGAGUCUGUUACGGCCAGGAGGAGGCCGUGGGGCCCUGGUACCACCCGAGCGCCCAGGACAUCCAGCCCUUGUUCGGGGAGCACAGGCUAGGAGGGGACGGUGGCGGCUGGGUGAAGACGCACUGCUGCCUGGCGGAUGCCUGGCACGGCGGCAGCUCCCUGCUUCUCCGGGGCACGAUCCCACCUGAGGUCGGGAACGUGGCCGUGAGGUUAUUCUCCCUGCAGGUCCCAGUGCCGCCCAAAAUCUUCCUGUCCAUGGUCUACAGGCUUGAAGGGCCUACGGAUAUCGGGGUGGCUUUGGAGCUCACCACAGGGGACACCAGCAGCUGUCACAUCAGUGGCAUCUCAGUGCUGAAUGAAACGAGCUCGAGACACAGUCCCCGACCCCUCCGAGUGCCCCCAGCCAAGCUGGCCAGAUGGGCGGGCCGCUGUCGCCAGCCACUCAGUGGGGGCUGGGUCCAGCGCUGCUACGAGGUGAGCCUGCGCGGGUGCCUCCUGCUGGACCUCUUCGUUAACUUCUCUCGGCCGCCGGGCAGCCAGGAGCAGGAGAGCUUUGUCUGUCGCCUCGGAGAGAUCCAGGUGACGCGUCCCGGAGGGGCUUGGGCGAGGGGCUUGGUCGAGAUGUCCGUCCAGCUGGAAGUUGGGCGGAGCCGGGGUGGAGUCAGGCCGUGCAGGUGUGUGGGUCGGGAGCCUUCCCGCCAUCCCUGGGGCGAGACUGCUGAGCCUGCUCUCUCUUGCCAGGUGGUGGAUGCCAACAGCCUGCUGGCGCCUCUGCCCCAGGUGCAGGCGGUCACCGUCACGCACACCCGCUGGCAGCAGGCUGCCCCUGCUCAGCUCCAGCUCAGCUGUACCCUGUACUGGUCCUAUCCCCUCCCCCAGGUCCGUUGCUUCCGCGUCCACCACUGGGGAGGGGCAAGCGAGGGCUCUCGCGGCAGGGAGCCGCCGUGGCCAGAGAAGCCCACGUUCCUGGGCCUGGCUUUUGCCAACCAGUACCGGAUAGUGGACCUGCCGGUGGAAGCUGCUGGGCCCGGCCGGGACGGUCGUGUGGAGUUCCUGGUGGAGCCCGUCCCCAGGGAAGGGUUUCUGGUGCCGCAGGCCGAGUGGGGCCGGGCAGCCCUGCUCUACUCGGCGCCCGCGUGAGCACCUUCAAGGCGCCGCCGGCUCCCGGCCACAGCCUGAGGCUCCUUCGCGGCUCUCGGCCCCGGGUCUGCGCCGGUGAAGCGCGGGCAGUGGCGGCCAGACCCCGGUCCCAAGGGCUGGGUGCAGACCCUCCCUCUGCAGGAGGCUGGGACCCAGGCUGUGGCUCUUUGGUGGGGCCCUGGUAACAGGACAGCCCAGAAAUCAGUUUGCCGAGUUGAUAAUUCUGAGGUGAAUGAACGGCCUUCUGUUUCGUCUCCAUAGUAUAUAGUUCCCAGGAAAAAAACAAAAGGAUUUGAGGAAGUUUAGUCCAGAAAACUCCAUAAAGGAUAUUUCCUAACAGGCUGAGAGUGUGCCUGUCCUCCUGCAGAUGGGCUAGUGAGGAGCUUGAGUUGUGCAGCAGGGCCUUGGGGGCAGGCCCGGGGAUGGCUCUGGGCUGGCCCACAGCGGCCCUCAGGCGGGGCAGCAACACUGGCCGCCCGCAGGGUGGCGGGAGAGGGUGCCCUGCAGAAAGGCCCCUUUCUCCUUGGGGACGGGAGCUCAGGGCCAGCUGGCACUGGCAUUACAUCCCCACGUGGGCAGGGCAGGCCACCUCCAGUGUCCCUGUGAGCCUGAAGUCAUUUCUGGAGAGUUUGCAUCAGCCCCCAGCGCUGCUGCGUCUCCUCCAGGCCGUGGGCCCCCAGCGAAGCUUGCACCAAGGCCGUCUGCACGUGUGGGCCCCGCCUCCGCCCGGCCAGAGCCGUGGGCUCCAGAGAAGCUUCCGUCGGGCUCAGCCCGCAGCCUGCGUGCGGACGCUCUGGGCCCUGGUGGGGCUUUUCCAGCUAUUUUGUUCCUUCAUAUCCUCCCCUCUCAGCCUCCCCCAGGGCCCGGGGAGACCUAGAGGCGGCCCCCGGGUGGGCGUUGGCCCAGGUACAUGGGAGCAUGCGGGAGGCAGGUCGUCCCCACUGUGUCCUGCCCUCUCUGUGCUUCCCUUCUCCUCCUUCCCGAGCUCUCCUUCCCCCCUGCCCAGACGGGUGUGUCUGUGUGGGAUUCGGGAUUCGGCAGGAGGGCCACAGGUGAGCUGGAGGCUUCUGCAGCCACACAGCUCCCUGUUGACAUCUGGGCUGCCCCGGAGGCUUCCCGGCAGUGUGCAGACCCCAUGCCUUGGGUGACCCUGCUGGCCCUCUCCCUGCUGUCUGCUCCCGUCCCCAAGCAGGAGAGGUCUGUUGUGAUUGACAGGGUCAAAGGCCUCAAGCCCCUCGCUUUUGGGGGGGGGGGUGUCUCUCACCUGCAGGCCACAGAGGGCCAGUCAGGGUUACCUGCCCAUCGCUGCUGUCCUCUUCUGUGGUGUGGGGCGGAGCCGAGGGCUAGGAUGCUCUGUGACCCCAGCAUCUUCGGACUUGACUUUUCUCUGUAGUAAGGGGAGAGGCCACCAGGGCCAGCCCAGCCAUAGCCCUUCCCUGUCCUGAGAGGGUACGCUAGGUACUGUCAGUGCUCUGAGCACCAGAUCCCCUCCAGGGGCUGCAGCUGGCCUCUUUCUCCAUCUUCCCCAUUCUCCUGGGUGCUCAUGUGCCGAGCACCGGGCAGGAGGCCCUGGGACGAGGGGCUCUGUGCUCUUUCCUAACGGGGAGCGUUCUCCCGUGUCUCACCUGUGGCUCAGACAGCUCAGCCCCAGAGGGGAAACGAGUGUGCCGAGGAUGUGGGGCAGGGAGACCCUCUGCCGCCCGCUGCGACCCAGAGCAGUUCCGGGGCCUGUCCUGGCUGGGGGACUCCUGGGGCCCCACUCUGUGCCCCAGGGCAGGCUGGGCUGCCAGGGCUGGGCAGCGUGGCAUGAACGCUGCUUCCCUUAUUUCAUGAAGUCGCUUUUUUAAAGUGCCUGUUGCCCUGAAUAUUUUAUGCAGAGGAGGGAAAAUUUAUAGUGGCAAUUACUUUCUCACAGUCUGGUGCGCAAGCAAUUAGGAGUCAGGGGGCUUAGCAGAGCAUGGCGUGCGGCGGAGUCUCGCCACCCUGGCUCCCCAAGAGCGUGGUCCCCAACCCCAACAGUGACAGCUCGUGUACGGGAAAAUUAAUAUGCCAGCACUUAAGCCUGUGCCCCUCUGGUGGGUGUAAUCGCUCUGAAAUAAAUUAUCCAAUGUUGUGAA
Lemur catta (Ring-tailed lemur) is the source of this 4475-nucleotide messenger RNA. It is a transcript of the gene ENGASE, whose product is annotated as endo-beta-N-acetylglucosaminidase. Lineage: Eukaryota; Metazoa; Chordata; Mammalia; Primates; Lemuridae. Gene Ontology annotation, molecular function: mannosyl-glycoprotein endo-beta-N-acetylglucosaminidase activity. Bases 10 to 2358 code for a protein of 782 amino acids. The record is from RefSeq and is a predicted model, not a curated record. Gene Ontology annotation, cellular component: cytoplasm. Gene Ontology annotation, biological process: protein deglycosylation. The transcript has 13 exons.